GAAGGAAGCAAGGAGUCGAAUGUUUACAUUUCCUGCGCGUGGAGUGUUCGCGAAUAAUCAGAUUUUGGUUGUAAUUUUCAGCUCGCCAGAGGAAAACCAUGAACAAACCGAUGGAGAAGAAGGAGGUCUUGCAGGCCAUCGUCAUUGCCGAUUCGUACAAUGAAAACAUGCAGCCCUUCACUGGCACGUCACCACUGGCGCUGCUGCCGAUCGUGAAUGUGCCGCUGGUGGAUUACACGCUCGAGACGCUGUGCCGGAAUGGUGUGGAGGAGGUUAUCAUAUUCUGCAGCAACCAUAUCGGCGAGGUGAAGCAGUACAUUCAGAAACGGCAAGCGGAAAGAUGCAGUUGGUCCGUCGGCAUGACGGUUACAAUCAUCAGCUCUACCUCGUGCCGUUGCCUAGGAGAAGCGUUGCGCGAUCUAGACGCUCGGCACAUCAUUCGAGGUAACGUGAUUCUCAUGGGCAUCGACAGCAUUACGAACGCGAACCUGGCCGGGUUGUUGGAGGAGCACAAGCGGCUACUGAAGGUGGAUGCUGGGGCGGUGAUGACGAUUAUGCUCAAGGAUGGUGUGCCGGGUAUGCGCACCGGCAACGAGGUGAUGAUCGCCAUGGAACCGUCGACACGUCGCCUACUUUACCAUCAGCGAUUGGCACCGCAGCAGUCGAAGGGUAGCUUCGAGUUACCGCUGGAGCUGUUUCUCAUCAAUCGCGACGUUACGGUGUGCCACGGACUGCUCGAUCCACAAAUUGCCGUGUGCAGCCAUAUGGCGUUGCCCUUGUUCGCGGACAAUUUUGACUUUCUUACGCGCGAUGACUUUGUCCGUGGCGUUCUGAUCAACGAGGAGAUCCUCAAUAGCCGCAUCUACGUGAGCAAGCUGGCGCGGGAAGAGUACGCGAUGCGCGUCAACAAUUGGCAAAGCUAUCAGAUGGUGAACCUGGACGUUAUCAAUCGCUGGGUGUACCCACUGGUGCCGGAUAUGGGCAUCAGCCAGUUUCUUCAAUAUUACAAGUGCUACCGGAACAACAUUUAUCGUCAUGGUGACGUGCGAUUGGCACGAUCGAGUGAACUGGCCGGAGAUCUGGCCAUCGAUAGGCACAGCUCGAUCGAUGAAAACACCUACCUUUAUCAAUCGACCGUCGGCCAAAACUGCACCAUCGGAAAGGGCUGCCGUAUAAACAACAGCUUUCUUUUCGAAGGGGCCAUGAUUGGUGAUGGGUGCAUAUUGGAUCACUGUGUCAUUGGAAAGUCAGUAGCGGUUGGCUCGAACUGCCAAAUUCGCGAUGGAGCAGUGCUCGGAGAAGGGGUCGAGAUUCCGAGCGGCAUGAAAAUCGUCAAAACGCUCGUACAAGCUGCCCCACCCGAUAGCGAGUGGGCCGGUGCAUCGAAAAAACUGGCCGACCGGGCAUACACCGUACCGGAGGAGCAAUGCGAGGACGAGUACAACUCGGAUGAUGAUGAUGAGGUGAAGCUUCUGAAUCAACCGGUGUUUCUCGGGGAACUACAAAGAGCCUAUUCCCCAUCGAUCUACCAACCGUCGGACGAUGAGUCCGAGUCGGGCGAAGCGUCCCCAGUGCAGGAGGACGAAAAUAUUUUCCUCUCAGAGGUGGUGGAAUCGCUUAAGCGAGGAUUUGGCGAGCAAACCAAUGCCGAGUAUUUAAUACUGGAAAUUAACUCAUCCCGUUAUGCCUACAAUAUGGCACUGAGUGAAGUGAAUUUUUAUGUGGUGAAAGCCAUUUUGCAGAUUUUACUUUUGCAGGAGAACGUCCAAUCCAAUACGGUCGGCACGUUGCGCAAGAUAUUGGCAUACUUCGGCGUCGUGUUCAAGAACUACAUCCGCGAUAAGGACGCUAUGCUGGACUGUCUGAAGGCGUUCGAGGAGAUGAGCCAGUCGCACGAUACGAUUCGACAGAAGAUCGCCCAACUGGUCCACUACCUCUACGAGAAUGAUUUGGUGCGAGAGGAAGUUAUCAUCGAAUGGUACGAAGGUUUGGAGGAUGAAUCAUUGCAGAAGGCGUUGUGUAAGUUGGUGGACUGGUUAAACGAGUCUAGCGAUGAGGAGGAGGAUGAAGACGAAAGCGAAUGAAGGACGAGCGAUUCAUACCGAUAGAUUUGAUUCCGAUUCUACUUAAUAAAAUGGCUGGUUACACGUGUA
Anopheles aquasalis is the source of this 2153-nucleotide messenger RNA. It is a transcript of the gene eIF2Bepsilon, whose product is annotated as eukaryotic translation initiation factor 2B subunit epsilon. Gene Ontology annotation, cellular component: eukaryotic translation initiation factor 2B complex. Gene Ontology annotation, molecular function: translation initiation factor binding; translation initiation factor activity; guanyl-nucleotide exchange factor activity. The record is from RefSeq and is a predicted model, not a curated record. NCBI's taxonomy places the organism in Eukaryota, Metazoa, Arthropoda, Insecta, Diptera, Culicidae.